Molecule: messenger RNA, 800 nt
Organism: Clunio marinus
Lineage: Eukaryota; Metazoa; Arthropoda; Insecta; Diptera; Chironomidae
Source: the annotation of a GenBank genome assembly
UCUGAUGUAGGCAAUAAAUUUUUGGAAUUUGAUAUCGUUCCAGAUAUCAUUGAUUGUGUGCCUAGUAGCAUGGAUUUACUAUCAAUUUCCUAUCCAUCUGGUGUGGAUGUCAACUUAGGGAAUAUUUUGACACCUACACAAGUAAAAGAUCGUCCAAAUGUAACAUGGACCGGAGACGAUUGUGAUCUCUUCACUUUACUUAUGACUGAUACUGAUUUGCCAUCAAGACAAAUGAGAAUGGGGGAAUUUAGACAUUGGUUGGUGAUUAACAUUCAAGGAAAUGAUCUCAAUUCUGGUACAACUGCUGUUAAUUUUCUUGGAUCAGGAACACCUCCAUUCUCCGGUUUACAUCGAUAUACAUUUCUCUUAUUCAAACAACCUUUAGGGAAAAUGAAUUUUGAUUUGUCAUGUUUCCAUAAUAACGUCGCCAUGGCUCGCCAAUCGCAAGUGACACGAAACUUUAUCACCAAAUAUAGUUUGGAAAUCGUUGCAGGAAACUUUUAUCAAUGCGAAUACGAUGAAACUGUUCCUCUUAUAUUAAAACAGCUGGCUGGUCAAUGCUUGCACAAAUAAAGGAAGAUCAGACAUUGCGACGCAGAGUGUAAAUCAACAAAAAGUUUGUUGUCAACUGAAUUCGAAGGAAAUAUUUUAAUUUCCCCAAUUAAACUGUUUUUCAACUUUUAACAUGUUUAAACGUAUCUACUGCUUUGAUCACGAAUUAAUUCAUUGGAAAUUUUAGGAGUUUCAUAAACCUAGACUCUCGUAAUAAAUUUAAAAUACUUACAACAAUAAACCUGAGC